AUGAUAAGCAUCGCGAAAAAACACAAGACUCAACUGGAAGCCCUAAAGGUUGACUCGGAGACUAAAUCUCUUCUUCCCACCUGGUACCAUAUCGGAGCCACGAAGGCACUCAAACGCCUGAACAAUACCGCUGUAAGCAAGUGCCUACGAAAUACACACGGUGUGAUCCUGAUAUCGGAUCUACUCAAAGUCACUGAAACAACGUGCGGUAACGAACCUACACCAGACAAUGACCUAAUCAACAACGGAUGCCUAUGCAUCGAAUGCCAAGCGAUGCGUACCAUUGGAUGCCGACACCCAGGCUCGUGCAAACUAGGAGCCUUCCGCAUCCUAAGUGAGAUUCUCCCAAAGUGGAACCCCCUCGUUCCGAAUGUACAGGAUGGCCUAACCCUAAUGGCAAGACGAGUGAAACAGAAUGAAAAAGCAGUCCUCAGUGACGGGGAUCGCCUCACCUUCGACCCAUCUAUCACCUCGAGAGGCGGCCUAUCCGAGCUCUUCCGCAUCUUCGUCAACCAAAGCACUGUAGAUCAUCCACCGUCAGUACGAAUCAAGACAGGUAGACAGGUGGCGGAAGAAGCGAUGGAGAUCUACGUCCUCGACACAUCGAAGAACUUCAAAUCAGAAACAAGAGGCAAAAUGAGGGAACCCUAUAAGCAAGCUGUGUUCUUCGGACGAGGAGAUGAACGCAACGCAAUCCUCCCACCUGUACGUGACAGGAUAUCACAAGCGAAGGUUCCAGGAUCAAUAGUGGCGACCCUGCACGCGGCACGCCAUGUCCCGUUGGACGUCCCCCUCCACUUCGUAUAUCAGGACAACGACAUCAUAUUCGAGGCCCUCUUUAAACACCUCCCGGAAUGGGAAGACAGAGGCUGGAUAGACGUACCCUUCCACAACCACCUCAAAGCCCUGGUAAGCACCCUACGCAGCCGAUGUGCGAUAACAUCAUUCCGGAGGAAGGCCAACGCAUCAGGAAAACCCUGA
Messenger RNA from Rhodofomes roseus, 981 nucleotides. RefSeq lists its product as uncharacterized. Lineage: Eukaryota; Fungi; Basidiomycota; Agaricomycetes; Polyporales; Fomitopsidaceae. The record is from RefSeq and is a predicted model, not a curated record. The transcript has a single exon. The coding region runs from base 1 to 981 and encodes 326 amino acids.